ACUGCAAACGCGGAAGCGGGUUGUGUGGAGAGAAAGUCUCAGUGAGGGUUGACUUCUCAAGACUCAUCUUACCUGAGAAACAAGUUUGGAGGAAUAAGAGAUUAAGAGGUGUCCAAAAUGACUCUUUCCCAGGUACUGUUGACAUUCAGGGAUGUGGCCAUAGAAUUCUCUCAGGAGGAGUGGGACUAUUUGGACCCUGCUCAAAGGACUUUGUACAGGGAUGUGAUGUUGGAGAACUACAGGAACCUGCUCUCCCUCGCAGGAAUCUCUCCUUCUGAGAUAAAUAUUGUCUCCAUUUUGAAGAAAGGGACAGAGCCCUGGACUGUGGAGAAGACAGCGAAACUAGCAGAAAACCCAGAUGUCAUUUCUACAUGUGUGAUCAAGGAAUUAUCAGCAAAAGAGAUCAUUGAUAAAGGAGAAUCAUUCCAGAGAGUGAUGUUAGAAAGAAAUGAAAGUCAUGACAUCGAGGAUUUUCUCUUCAGGCAAGUUAGGGAAAAUAUGCAUGAAUUUGAGAGUCAGUGGGGAAAAGAUGAAAGAAAUAACAAAGGAGUGACUACAGCCCAUAACAAAAUUUUCACUGGUAGAAGAGAUCACCGUGUCGAAAGGGAUGCAGGAAACAAGUAUAUGACAUGUUUUAAAAAUACAAUUAAAUUAAGAUUUCAGUCCCAUAUAGCUGAAAUGCAGAAAUUUCAAACUGGAGAGAAAAUGUAUAAAUGUCAUCAAGUGGAGACGUCUGUCGGCAAUGGAUCUUCAAUUCCAUCCCUUCAAAGAAUUCUUCCUAGUGUCCAAAGCAACAUUCCCAAUGCACACAGGGAGGUUUUCAUGCCUCCUUCAUUGUUUCUACAACACCGGAAAACCCACAGGAGAGAAAAACUUUACAAAUGUAAUGAAUGUGGGAAGUCGUUCCGGCAGAGGUCAAUCUUUGCUAAUCAUCAGAGAAUUUAUUGUGUGCAGAGAUCUUUUAAAGGUAACGAGGGUGGCGAAACCACUGACUGUGGCUCAAACCUCACUAAACAUCAUGGAAUCCAUACCAGAGAGAAAGCAUAUAAAUGUAAUAUAUGUGGCAAGGUAUUUAGCCUACAUUUAAGCCUUAGAACUCAUCAGAGAUUUCAUAUUGGAAAGAAACCUUACAAAUGUAAUGAAUGUGGUAAGGAAUUUAGGAGACGUUCAUACCUGUGGGGUCAUAAGAGAAUUCAUAGUGGAGAGAAAACUUUCAAAUGUAAUGAGUGUGGCAAAACUUUUAACUGUGACUCACACCUCAUUACGCAUCAGAGAAUACAUAAUGGAGAGAAGCCACAUAGGUGUAAUAUAUGUGGCAAGGUCUUUAGUCUAAGUUCAAGCCUUAAAAUACAUCAGAGAAUUCAUAGUGGAGAGAGACUUCACAAAUGUAUUGAAUGCGGUAAGGCUUUUUCCCAAAGAUCAAACCUUGUGAAACAUCAACAGAUACACAGUGGAGAGAAACCUUACCAAUGUAAUGAAUGCAGUAAAGCAUUUACCCGAAAAUUAAGUCUUGUUGAACAUCAGCGAGUUCACAGUGGAGAGAAACCUUACAAAUGUAAUGUAUGUGAUAAGGCUUUUACCCGAAAAUCAGAUCUUUUGAAACAUCAACAAAUUCAUAGUGGAGAGAAACCUUACAAAUGUAAAGGAUGUGGCAAAGCCUUUAUCUACAGAUCACAACUUGUGCAACAUCAGCAAAUUCACAGUGGAGAGAAACCUUACCAGUGUAACGAAUGUGCUAAGGCAUUUAUCCGAAAAUUAAGUCUAGUUGAACAUCAGCGAAUUCACAGUGGAGAGAAACCAUACCAGUGUAAUAAAUGUUGUAAGGCUUUUACCCGAAAGUCAGUCCUUAUUAAUCAUCAGAGAACUCAUUCUGUUCAGAGACCUUACAAAUGUCAAGAAUGUGGCAAAACCUUUAACUGGGGCUCAAGCCUCACUAAACAUCAGAGAAUCCAUACUGGGGAGAAACCAUAUAAAUGUAAUAUAUGUGGCAAGGUCUUUAGUCGAUGUUCAGGCCUCACACGUCACCAGAAAAUUCACAGUAGAGAGAAACCUUACCAAUGUAUUGAAUGUGGUAAGGCUUUUUCCCAAAGAUCAAAUCUUGUGCAACAUCACCUAAUUCAUAGUGGAGAGAAACCUUACCAGUGUAAUGAAUGUGAUAAGGCUUUUACUCGAAAAUCAGAUCUUUUGAAACACCAACAAAUUCACAAUGGAGAGAAACCUUACCAAUGCAAUGAAUGCAAUAAAGCUUUUUACCAAAGAUCAAAUCUUGUGAUACAUCAGCGAAUUCAUAGUGGAGAGAAGCCUUACCAGUGUAAUGAAUGUGCUAAGGCAUUUAUCCGAAAAUUGAGUCUAGUUGAACAUCAACGAAUUCAUAGUGGAGAGCAACCUUACCGAUGUAAUGAAUGUGGUAUGGCAUUUACCCGAAAGUUGAGUCUAGUUGAACAUCAGCGAAUUCAUAGUGGAGAGAAACCUUACCAGUGUAAUGAAUGUGGCAAGGCUUUUAUGUUCAGAUCAAGUCUUGUGCAACAUCAGCAAAUUCACAGUGGAGAGAGACCUUACCAGUGUAAUAAAUGUUGUAAGGCUUUUAUCCGAAGGUCAUUCCUUGUUAAUCAUCAGAGAAUUCAUUUUGUUCAGAGACCUUACAAAUGUCAUGAAUGUGAAAAAACCUUUACAUGGUGCUCUGACCUCACUAAACAUCAGAAAAUCCAUACUGGGGAGAAACCAUAUAAAUGUAAUAUAUGUGGCAAAGUCUUCAGUCGACGUUCAGGCCUUACACGUCACCAGAAAAUUCAUAGUAGAGAGAAACCUUACCAAUGUAUUGAAUGCACUAAGGCUUUUUCCCAAAGAACAAUUCUUGUGCAGCAUCAUCAAAUUCACAGUGGAGAGAAACCUUUCAGUGUAAUGAAGUGUCAAGGAUUUUCCCUGAAAAUAAUAUCUUUUGAAACAUCAGCAAAUUCACAGUGGAGAGAAACCUUACCAUUGUAAUGAAUGUGGGAAGGCAUUUAUUCAAACAUUAAGUCUAAUCAAACAUCAGUGAAUUCAUAGUGGAGAGAAAGCAUACAAAUGUAAUAAAUGUCAGGAAGUCUUUAAUUGAGACUCAAAUGGCACUAGACAUUAGAGAAUCCAUACUAUAUAAAAACCACAUAAAUGUGAUGUGUGUGACGGGGUUUAGUAAUCCUAAAAGCCUUAGAGAACAACAGGCUAUGCAUUCUGUCCAGAGACUUUACAAAUGUAAUGAGUGUAACAAAGGCAUUAACACUCAUUCAGCCCUCAUUAGACAUCAGAGAAUCCAUACUAGAGAGAAAUCCUAUAAAUGUAAUCUGGCAAGUUCAAUACUCAUAGCACAAAUCUUAAAAUUCAUCUAAGAAUCCAUACCAGAGAGAAACUUUGCAAAUGCAGUGAAUGUGGCAAGACUUUUAUCUGUGCUUCAAGCCUUGUUGAACAUCAGGUAAUUCAAACUGGAGAGAAACCAUACAAAUGUAAUGGAUGUGGCUGAGUUUUUAUCACAUUUUUUCACCUUUGGGAUCAUAAGAAAAUUCAUACUGGAGAGAAACCUUAAAAAUGUAGUGAAUUUGGCAAGGCUUUUAGCAGCCUCGGUCCAUCAGGGUCAUGAGAGAAUUCAUAUUGAAGACAAAAAAAUUACAAAUAUUAAGUAAUGAGUAAAGGAAAUUCUUGGCUCAAAUCUCACAUCACAGAAUCCACAGUAGAGAGAAAUUGUGUACAUUUAAUAUAUGUGGCAAGGUAUUUAGUGAAGGAAAAAGUUUUACAAUUCAUCACAUAAUUCACAUUGAAGAGAAAUCUUAGAAAUGUUAUUAAUGUAGGCUUUUGCACAAAGAUUAAAACUUGUCGAAUAUCAGGCGAUUCAUACUGGAGAGAAACUUUACUCGUAAUGAAUUUGGUAUGGCUUCCAAUCAGAGUUCAUGCUUUGUGGAACAUCAGAAUUCAUACUAGAAAGAAACAUUACAGUUUAAUAAGUGGCAAAGCCUUAAGUGGGCCUUAUUCCUCACUAUACCGAGAAUAGUGAGGGAAGCCUUAUAAAUGCCCUGUAUAUGGCAAGGUCGUUACUCAAAAUUCACAGCAUGAAAAUUAUCUGAAAGUUUAUGCUGGAGAGAAACCUUACAACUAUAUGUGGUAAGGUUUUUAUCAAACAUUGGAGGUCUAGAGACUAUUCAUACUGGAGAGAAACUGUAAAAAUGUAACGAAUGAGGUACAUCUUUUUAACUGAUUCUCAUAAUGGACUACACGUCAGAAUUCACACUAAGUCUAUCGUCCUCAAAGAUCAAGCAACUUCAGAUGUUACAUUCUGUGUAAGGUCAAGACCUGUUAAAACUUACGAUGUUUGUGAAGGAGCAAAGACAUUAGUAUAAAGGUCCACUUAUCUUCGGUAAAUGAAAGAUUGUUCAGUUAUAUGAGGGUUCUUGAAAAGACUACAUUACUAUUCAUGACUGUGGUGUGGUGGAUCGCUUUUAUAUGGCCAUUCUUGCCAUGGUCUUCUAACUCCACCAAAUGACUGGGUGGGACUAUGCAAAUGAGGUACUUGUGGCCCACCAAGGGGAUUGGAUAGCUUGGUAAUAAUGCAAAUAUGGUGCAUGGCACCUUUGUGGUAGACCCAUGCAAAUAAAGGAUAUGGAACCUUAAUGAGGGUAUUGGUUAGUUUUGCUAUCAGCUAGGCUUCAAAGGGAGCCAAUCCUAGAGCAGAGGGGGGAACCUCACUACCACCAAGAAGAAUUGGGACUGGAGCAUAUCCUUUGGACCUGGAGUCUCCCUGCACUGCAAACCUCCUAGACCCAGGAGACAGAGAGUUUAACAACAGAUAUGGUGAGAAGUGGUGGUACAGACGCGGCAGCAGCAGAACCAGGAGACAGCAUGGUGGGCUUCACAGCCUACAGCACAAGGUGACUACAGUAGGUGUGGUGAUCCACAGAGCAAGAGAGUUCAGCACCUUUGGGCAGGUGGCUUAUUGGCUGAGUGGAAUGCCUACUGGCACUUGGCAAAGCUAGGCUUGCUGACCCACAGUGCUAGAGAGCUGAGUGCCUUUGGGUCAAGGCUUACUGGUGGAGUGGGUACCUCUAGGCACUUAUUGGUGGACAUAAAGAUCCCUGUAAUACUUAGAUGAGCAGGGUAGAGGCUGGGCUGGCCUGAGGGGCUGAGGGCCAAGAGUCCAAGGGCAAUGAAGAGGCCUGCCUGUGGGAAUUACUAAGAAGCUGUCAUGACCAAAGAACUAUAUCCUGAGUUUUUUCUAAUCCUGAAUUGUAACCGGUUACUUCCCUAACAAACCCUGUAAUUGUGAGUAUUAUCUGUGAGUUGUGUGUGGCCAUUGCAAUGAACUGUCAAA
Trichechus manatus latirostris (Florida manatee) is the source of this 5335-nucleotide messenger RNA. RefSeq names its product zinc finger protein 160-like. The record is from RefSeq and is a predicted model, not a curated record. The transcript has 5 exons. Gene Ontology annotation, biological process: regulation of transcription by RNA polymerase II. Bases 118 to 2985 code for a protein of 955 amino acids. Gene Ontology annotation, molecular function: RNA polymerase II cis-regulatory region sequence-specific DNA binding; DNA-binding transcription factor activity, RNA polymerase II-specific. NCBI's taxonomy places the organism in Eukaryota, Metazoa, Chordata, Mammalia, Sirenia, Trichechidae.